AAGGACAGUUAUGCAAAAUACGAGGAGGAAGAGGAGAAGAAAACUGAGAAGGGAGUUGGUGAGUCAGAGAAAAGCUGCACGGCUGGGCUAGCGGUGAGCCUCUCUAAAGCCCCAGUAUUAACAAGGUCUCCCACUUCAGCAAGAUGAUACUGCCCAAAACAAUGCCACUGCUGUUGUUCCUGGUCUCCCAGAUAGCCAUCUGCCUCAUAUUCACCCAUUUUUACAGCAACAACUUCAACUCCCCAUCUAGGAGGGAGGGGCUCAAGACCAUGCACGUCCUGGUCCUGUCUUCCUGGCGCUCUGGCUCUUCUUUAGUGGGGCAGCUUUUUGGGCAGCACCCAGAUGUCUUCUACCUUAUGGAGCCUACCUGGCACAUCUGGGGGACCUUCACACAAAGCACUCCAUGGAGGCUGCAUAUGGCGAUGCGGGAUUUGAUACGUGCCGUCUUUCUGUGUGACAUGAGUGUCUUUGACGCCUACAUGGAACCUGGUCCCCGAAAACAGUCCAGCAUCUUCCAGUGGGAAACCAGCCGGGCCUUGUGUUCCCCACCGGCCUGCGACAUCUUCCCUCGGGAUAUGAUCAUACCCCGUGCUCACUGCAAGCUCCUGUGCAGUAAGCAGCCCUUUGAGGUGGUAGAGAAGGCCUGUCGCACCUACAGCCACGUGGUGGUCAAGGAGGUGCGUUUCUUCAACCUGCAGGUACUCUACCCACUACUGAGGGACCCUUCCCUCAAUCUGCACAUUAUACACCUGGUCCGGGACCCUCGAGCAAUGUUUCGUUCCCGAGAACACACCAGGGAGGAACUCACGAUUGACGACAAAAUUGUGAUGGGACAGGAGUGGCAGAAACUCAAGGAGGAUGACCGCCCCUACUACGCGUUGCAGGUCAUCUGCCAAAGCCAGCUAGAGAUCUAUAAGGCCGUGCAGACUUUGCCCAAAGCCCUCAAGCAGCGCUACCUGCUCAUACGCUAUGAGGACCUGGUCCGAGACCCCCUGGCCCAGACUGCUCGAAUGUAUGGACAUGCAGGGUUGAAAUUCUUGCCCCACCUCCAGACCUGGGUGCGUAACAUCACUCGAGGCAAGGGCACAGGUAGUUAUGCCUUCUCUACAGAUUCCAGGGAUGCCCUCAAAACCUCCCAGGCCUGGCGCUGGUCCUUGCCUUACAGCAAGGUUCCUCAGAUUCAGAAAGUCUGCGGUGACACCAUGAAGUUGUUCGGCUACCACCUCCUCAAAUCAGAGCAAGAGCAGAGGAACCUGUCACUGGAUCUUCUGUCUGCCUGGAACCCCGCUGGGCAAUUCCAUGAAGAGGAUUAGGAGGCUCUGUCUCCACUCGGCACCAGCCUCAGCCACACUAACUGAAGGCUGCUUCUAACCCUUACUCAUCCAUAUUUUGCCAUGUAUAAUGAGCUCCCAUGUAUAAUGCAUACCCAUGUUUUUGUGUGCAUUACACACGGGAUUAUUAGACCCAUUAUUACACCCAUGGUAUGUAAUCAUUAUACCCACCUCUCCUAACAAGAAGGGAUGUUUCUCCCAGUCUUUGCAACAUUCCCCAGAUCUAGUUGUGUAUUACCAUCAGUUAAAAUUUUAUUUUGCCAUGGCUUACCUUAGAU
Artibeus jamaicensis (Jamaican fruit-eating bat) is the source of this 1609-nucleotide messenger RNA. RefSeq names its product carbohydrate sulfotransferase 4 (gene CHST4). The transcript is spliced from 2 exons. Gene Ontology annotation, biological process: protein sulfation; carbohydrate metabolic process; N-acetylglucosamine metabolic process. Gene Ontology annotation, cellular component: Golgi membrane. NCBI's taxonomy places the organism in Eukaryota, Metazoa, Chordata, Mammalia, Chiroptera, Phyllostomidae. The record is from RefSeq and is a predicted model, not a curated record. Gene Ontology annotation, molecular function: N-acetylglucosamine 6-O-sulfotransferase activity. The coding region runs from base 144 to 1313 and encodes 389 amino acids.